AUGAAAUAUAUAGAAUUAAUAAUCUUAUUUUUAAGUAUAUUAUUAGCAGUAGCGUUUUUAACGGUAGCAGAACGUAAAACUAUGGGAUAUAUGCAACGUCGUGUAGGACCAGAUGCAGUAGGAUAUUUAGGAGUAUUAAUGGCGAUAGCAGAUGCAGCCAAAUUAUUAUUAAAAGAAAUAAUAGUACCUACACAUGCAGAUAAAUUAAUAUUAUUUAUAAGUCCAAUGAUAGCAUUAAUUUCAUCAUUAUUAUGUUGAUCUGUUAUACCUUUCGCCCCUGGUGUAGCUAUUUAUGACAGUAAUUAUGGAUUUAUAUUAACUUUAGCUAUUAGUAGUGUUGGAGUAUUUGGUACUUUACUUGCUGGUUGAUCCGCUAAUAGUAAAUAUUCUUUACUUGGUAGUAUCCGUUCUACAGCUCAAUUAAUUAGUUAUGAAUUAAUAUUAACUACUAUUAUUUUAUUAUGUAUCUUAUUAGCAGGUACUAUGAACUUAUCUAAAUAUGUUGAAUUACAACAUAAUAUAUGAUUUGGUAUUCCUUUAUUACCUUUAUCUAUAAUGUGAUAUAUUGGUUGUGUGGCUGAAACAGCCAGACCUCCAUUUGAUACAGUUGAAGCUGAAUCUGAAUUAGUUUCUGGUCAUAUGACUGAAUAUUCUUCUUCUAUAUUUGUUCUAUUCUUCUUAUCUGAAUAUUCUGCUAUUUUAUUCUUAUCUACUUUAACUUCUAUAUUAUUCUUUGGUGGUGGUACUGGUAUUAUUCUAGCUAUUAAAGCUAAUAUAUUUGCAUAUACUUAUAUCUGAGUACGUGCAACAUUACCUAGAGUUAGAUAUGAUAGAUUAAUACAUUUAUGUUGAAUGAUAUUCUUACCAUUAUUAUUUGGAAUAGCAAUAUUUAUACCAACAUUAAUAUAUUUUAUAGAUAGUAUAAUAAUAUUAUAA
Molecule: messenger RNA, 936 nt
Organism: Lodderomyces beijingensis
Lineage: Eukaryota; Fungi; Ascomycota; Pichiomycetes; Serinales; Debaryomycetaceae
Source: the annotation of a GenBank genome assembly